AUGCGGGAGAAGAACCCUUCCGUAGUAAGGGUCACAGAUCAGCUGGAAACCCCCUCGUUAGACGACCGAUCCUACCGUGUGAUACGCCUGUCCAACCAGCUGGAGGUUCUGCUCGUACACGAUGCCGAGACUGACAAGGCCAGCGCCGCCAUGGAUGUCAAUGUCGGUAACUUCAGCGAUGAGGACGACAUGCCUGGCAUGGCUCACGCCGUAGAGCACCUCUUGUUCAUGGGCACCAAGAAAUAUCCCAUCGAGAACGCUUACAACCAGUAUCUCUCUGCACACUCGGGAUACUCCAACGCAUACACGGGUGCCACCUCGACCAAUUACUUCUUCGAACUCGGCGCAAAGUCCACCGACGAUGGAGAGCUCACAGAGGCCAACUCGCCAUUUUAUGGUGCCCUUGAUCGAUUUGCCCAGUUUUUUAUCGAGCCAUUGUUCCUCGAUUCGACCCUGGAUCGUGAGUUGAAGGCCGUGGAUUCGGAAAACAAGAAGAACCUACAGAGUGACCAGUGGCGGCUGCAUCAAUUGUCCAAGUCGUUGUCCAACCCAAACCAUCCGUACUGCCACUUCUCGACCGGAAACUACGAAGUCCUGAAGACAGAGCCCGAGGCUCGGGGAAUCGAUGUCCGCGCAAAAUUCAUUGAGUUCCAUGGGAAGCAUUACUCGGCAAACAGGAUGAAGCUCGUUGUCCUUGGCCGCGAACCGCUGGAUCUGCUUGAGAAGUGGGUAGUGGAGUUCUUCUCAGGGGUGCAUAACAAGGACCUUUCUCAAAAUCGGUGGGAGACAGAACCGCCAUUCCCGAAGAACCUCUUAAGUAUGCAAGUUUUUGCCAAGCCUGUUAUGGACUCUAGAGAACUCAACCUGUUCUUCCCUUUCCUCGAUGAAGAGCAUCUUUACGAAUCGCAACCCAGUCGGUAUAUCAGCCAUCUGAUUGGACAUGAAGGGCCGGGCAGCAUCAUGUCCUAUAUCAAGUCCAAGGGUUGGGCGAACUCGUUGAGCGCUGGAGCGUAUCCGAUUUGUCCGGGAACCGGCGGUAUCUUUGACUGUCAGGUUCGUCUGACAAAGGAGGGUCUCAAGAAUUACAAGCAAAUCGUAAAGGUCUUCUUCGAGUACGUCUCGCUUCUCAAGGAAACACCGCCUCAGGAGUGGAUCUUCGAAGAACAGAAAGGUAUGGCUGAUGUAGACUUCAAAUUCAAGCAGAAGACCCCUGCGAGUCGCUUCACCAGUAAGAUCAGUUCCGUCAUGCAGAAGCCUUUGCCAAGAGAAUGGCUUUUGAGCGGACAGAGUCGCCUCCGAAAAUUCGAGCCGAGCCUUAUUACCAAAGGGCUGGAAUGUCUGCGACCUGACAAUUUCCGCAUGUCAAUCGUUUCACAAGACUUCCCUGGCGGCUGGGAUCAGAAAGAAAAAUGGUAUGGUACCGAAUACAAGGCCGAGAAGAUACCAGAGGAAUUCUUAGCCGAGAUUUCGAAAGCCGCCAAUGGGUCUACAGAGCGCUUGUCUGAGCUACACCUCCCACAUAAGAACCAGUUUAUCCCGACCAAGCUCGAGGUCGAGAAGAAGGAUGUGAAGGAGCCAGCCGUGGCACCUCGACUGUUGCGAAAUGACGAUUUUGCGCGGACGUGGUACAAGAAGGACGAUACUUUCUGGGUUCCCAAGGCAAACCUCAUCGUCAGCCUCAAGAACCCCAUCAUCUACGCUUCGGCUGAGAAUUCUGUCAAAGCAAAACUUUUCACGGAUCUUGUGCGGGAUGCGCUAGAGGAAUACUCCUACGACGCCGAGCUUGCUGGGUUGCAGUACAACGUCACUCUCGAUUCUCGUGGGCUUUUUGUUGAGGUCGCAGGUUAUAACGACAAGUUACCUGUGCUUCUUGAACAAGUCCUCCUCACGAUGAGAGACCUUGACAUCAAGGCCGAACGCUUUGAUAUUGUCAAGGAGCGCCUUACUCGCGGAUACCGCAACUGGGAGCUACAACAGCCUUUCUCCCAGGUCGGAGACUACGUUUCUUGGCUCACUUCGGAGCAUGAUUAUGUUGUAGAUCAACUCGAAGCAGAGCUACCUGGCAUCGAUGUGGACGGUGCCAGGCAUUUUCAUAAGCAGUUGAUGUCUCAAUUGCAUGUUGAGGCAUACGCGCAUGGCAACUUGUACAAAGAAGACGCGCUGAAGCUUACCUCCAUGGUUGAGAAGAUUCUUAGCCCACGGAUCCUUCCCAAGGACCAGCUUCCCAUUCUCCGUUCUAUGAUAUUCCCCCCGGGAUCCAACUUCUUGUACACGAAGACACUACGGGAUCCCGCCAAUGUCAACCACUGUCUCGAGUAUUACCUACACGUUGGAGACAAAGGAGACCGCAAGAUUCGAGCAAAGACACAACUUCUAGACCAAAUCCUCCACGAGCCAGCCUUUGACCAGCUUCGCACAAAGGAGCAGCUCGGAUACAUUGUGUUCAGCGGUCUGCGCAGCUGUUCGACAACAUAUGGCUUCCGCUUCAUUAUCCAGAGCGAGAGGACAUCUGAAUAUUUGGAGUCUCGCAUUGACUCGUUUUUGACGCAGCAGCUCAAAUCACUCCAGGAGAUUAAAGAUGCCGAAUUCGAGAGCCACAAGCGCAGCGUCAUCAUCAAAAGACUUGAGAAGCUCAAGAACCUGGACCAGGAGUCUGGCAGGCACUGGGCUCAGAUCACCGGCGAGUACUACGACUUUGAAGCUUCCCAAGAAGACGCGGCUGCUGUGAAGAUGCUCACCAAAGCCGAAAUGAUUGAGUUUUAUACUACUCACAUUGUGCCAACAUCAACUGUUCGGGCCAAGCUUGCGGUACAUCUAAUUGCGCAGGGUGUCAGCGACAAGACCAAGGAAGCUCCUGCAGCAAGUGAGAUGGAGAAGGUGCCGGGCAAUGGCGUUGAACCAUACGUGAUUGAAAACGUAAGAGACUACAAGUCUCAACUAGUGGCGAGCGCAGGUGCUCGCCCUUUCAAACAACUAGGUGACUUUGAAGACUUAGAGUCAAAGCUAUAA
Messenger RNA from Truncatella angustata, 3009 nucleotides. RefSeq names its product peptidase M16 inactive domain-containing protein. The transcript has 3 exons. Gene Ontology annotation, biological process: peptide catabolic process. The record is from RefSeq and is a predicted model, not a curated record. Gene Ontology annotation, molecular function: metalloendopeptidase activity; metal ion binding. The coding region runs from base 1 to 3009 and encodes 1002 amino acids. Gene Ontology annotation, cellular component: mitochondrion; cytosol. Lineage: Eukaryota; Fungi; Ascomycota; Sordariomycetes; Amphisphaeriales; Sporocadaceae.